Molecule: messenger RNA, 537 nt
Organism: Heterobasidion irregulare TC 32-1
Lineage: Eukaryota; Fungi; Basidiomycota; Agaricomycetes; Russulales; Bondarzewiaceae
Exons: 4
Coding region: 1-537 (178 amino acids)
Source: RefSeq, a predicted model, not a curated record
AUGGAAGUCUAUGUCCUUCCUAGGAAAGAUGGGAUUUGGUUGGAAAAUGGGGUUUUAGUGGAUGUGAUUGAAAGAAAGCUAGAUGUUGACUAUGAGUUUACAACUAUUGUUCUUUCCGAAAUGGUCUGGCAAGAUAAUCAUAUUGCCAUCUUUGGUGAAGCAGGCAAUGAGCAGCAGUUCAUAGCGGUGACUGUUGUUUGUGGCCGUUCUGGUUGGUGUAGCAUCCAUGCCACAUGGGUGCCACCUUUGGGACUCAUUGAUUACUCGCCUCUACCGCUGGGAGCGGCCCUACAGCUGGUCCCAGAGCGGUUGUUUCACCGGGUUAGCUGGCUGAGGCAGUCCUGUGUGAUGUCAUUGACACUCCGGACUGAGCUCCAGGUGGAGCUUUUGACCGCUUUCUUGAAUACCCGUGGUCCGAGGGCGAUUCUUUCCUCAGACUCUUACCCUCUGGACCACAGUCCUGUCAUUAUAGAGCUUCUUUUUGGCACUCUCUCUGUGCCAGCCGCUUCUUUGUCACUGCGCUCAACAAGUAUCUGA